Monoraphidium neglectum is the source of this 225-nucleotide messenger RNA. Its product is annotated as Coatomer subunit alpha-1. Lineage: Eukaryota; Viridiplantae; Chlorophyta; Chlorophyceae; Sphaeropleales; Selenastraceae. The transcript is spliced from 2 exons. The record is from RefSeq and is a predicted model, not a curated record. Bases 1 to 225 code for a protein of 74 amino acids.
AUGCUGACUAAAUUUGAGACCAAGAGCAACAGGGUGAAGGGCCUGUCCUUCCACCCCAAGCGGCCAUGGAUCCUGGCGUCGCUGCACAGCGGCGUCAUCCAGUGGCAGCAACAGCGGCAGAAGCAGCAGCAUCACGGGCUACUGCGGCAGCAGCGGGUGCAGCAGCACCAGCAGCACCAGCAGCACCAGCAGCACCAGCAGCGGCACAAGCAUCCGCAACAGUAG